UUAUUUUGAAAAAGAGUAAGGUUCAAUAUUAAAAAAUUAAUUUUUUUUUUUCAUAUAGAUCUCGUAAUUACCGAGUUUUUUAAAAGAAAUUGUGUACGCUUGCACACUUCACGGCUACAAAUAUUAUUUCUAAUAAUUCUAAGAUAUUUUGCAUUCAUUACCUAGUCUAUUAUUCAAUAGAAAAUGGAAGCUUUUUGUUUAAUUUUUCAAAAUUAAACCGUUCAAGUGAUAUGAACAUUUGAGACUAGUGCUGAAGUUUUUGUAGAAGAAACCAAUUACUUGCCUUUGAAUUUUGACUUCCUGGCUAUCUUAGCAUCAUUUAACGGUCAUUAAUUUAUACACAGAACACCAUGGAAGUAAAAGAGCUCUUUCUUUCUUCGGUCAUUGAAACGUUGCUCGAGCAAUUGGUGUUUCCUCGAUUGCUGGACUUUGCACGUCGAGGGGGACUUCUAGAAAAUCUAAACAAGUGGAGGAAAACGUUUACAAGAAUUCUAGCAGUGCUUGAUGAUGCGGAGGAGAAGCAGCAUACUCUCAGAGUAGUGAAGAUGUGGCUGGAUGAUGUCAGAGAUCUUGCUUACGACCUGGAAGAUAUAUUGGAUGAGUUUACAACCGAAGCAUUGAUGAAUGAAAACCAAGCUAGCUCAAGUAAGGUACGAAAACUCAUACAUGGGUGUGUUACUCGUUUUAUUAUCAACACUAGGCUCCAGUCAAGAAUAAAGGAAAUCACUGAACGAUUCAAUGAUCUUAUGGCAAGAGAAAGUGAACUGAAUUUUAGACAAAAUGUUGAUAGGAGCUCACAUAGAAUAAGAGGGACACUAGUCCUAACUUCUUUAGUGAAUGAAGCUCAUGUUUAUGGUAGAGAAAAAGAUAAACAGGCUAUACUUGAUUUAUUGAUGAGUGCAGAAACUGAAAAUGCUGAACUCUCUGUGAUUCCUAUAUUUGGCAUGGGAGGUAUUGGGAAGACAACUCUCGCUCAACUUGUAUACAAUGAUGAAAAGAUGCAAAGCUUUUUUGACCUGAAAGCAUGGGCUUAUGUUUCUGAAGAAUUUGAUGCUAUUAAGGUGACAAAAACGAUUUUAAAAUCUGUCACCUCUACAAGCUGCGAUGAUGAUGAUCUCAAUUUAUUGCAAGUCAAACUAAAGGAGAAACUAAAGGGGAAGAAGUUUCUAGUCAUUCUGGAUGAUAUUUGGAAUGAGAACUACCACGACUGGAGUAUCCUACGUGCACCUUUCGAAGUAGGGGCUCCGGGAAGUAGAAUUGUCAUUACAACUCGUAACCGAGGAGUUUCAUCAAUGAUGGGUACCAUUCAAGCUUAUUGUUUGCAUGUGUUAUCAAAUGAUGCUUGUUUAUCUAUAUUUACCCGACAUGCAUUCGGGGCAGGAGACUUCAUUACACAUCCAAAUCUUAAAGAUAUUGGUGAGAAAAUUGUGAUAAGGUGCAAAGGCUUGCCUUUGGCAGCAAAAUCUUUUGGAGGGCUUUUACGCUUCAAGGAGAAUCCUGGUGAGUGGAAAGAAGUAUUGAAUAAAAAUAUAUGGGAUAUACCAAAGGAGAGAAGUGGAAUUGUUCCAACUCUUAUGUUCAGCUACUACCAUCUCCCUGCACAUUUGAAGAGAUGCUUUGCCUACUGUUCAAUAUUUCCGAAGGACUAUGAAUUUAAGGAGCAACAGUUGGUUCUGUUAUGGAUGGCAGAGGGUUUAAUUCAGCCACAAGAAGGGGAAAAGGAAAUGGAAGAUUUAGGUAAAGAGUAUUUUCAAAAUCUAUUGUCAAGGUCAUUUUUCCAACAAUCAAACUAUGACUCCUCAAUAUUUUUAAUGCAUGACUUCAUCAACGAUUUGGCUCAAUUAGUUGCAGGAGACAUAUUCUUUAGAAUGGAGGAAAGAUUUGGGGUUAGUAAGCAAAGGAAAAUUUAUAAAAUGGCUCGACAUUCAUCUCAACAAGGUGGUGGCACUAAACAGUUUGAGGCCUUUUCAGAACUUACAUGUUUACGUACAUUCAUAGCAUUUAAGCUUCCACAAAGUGCUGGUUGCUUGGCUCCUGAGGAUCCUCUUCAACUGUUGUCAAAAUUACAAUGCCUAAGGGUGCUCUCUUUAAGUGGGUACGGCAUCUAUAAGCUUCCAAAUUCAAUUGGAGAUCUAAGACAUCUACGAUAUCUUGACCUCUCUGACACUCCAAUCACAAGCAUGCCUGAAUCAAUAACCACUCUCUACAACUUACAAACAUUGAUAUUGGAGCAAUGCCCUUAUCUAAAGAAACUACCUUCAACUUUUGAGAACCUUGUCAACUUGCGCCACCUCAAUAUUCUAAAUACAUUCUCAUUGGAAGAAAUGCCUCCACAAAUCAGUAAAUUGACAUGUCUGCGAACACUGUCUCAUCUAGUUGUGGGAGAAACAAGUUGCUCUGGAGUAAAGGAGUUGAGGCCUUUAUUGCAUCUUCAAGGGACACUCUGUAUUUCAAGAUUGGAGAAUGUGAUUGAACCUCGGGAUGCAAGGGACGCUAAGUUAAUUGAAAAGUCUGGCCUUGAUGGCUUGUUAUUGGAAUGGAGUGACAACUUGAACGAGUCAAAAGACAGAACAAGUGAAUUAGAUAUACUUAGCAUGCUACACCCUGGAGGCACUUUGAAAGAGCUCAUUAUCAGAUGCUAUGGUGGUGCAAGAUUUCCAUCUUGGUUACGAUAUUCCUCAUUUCCUAAUAUGGUGCUCCUAAGGAUUGAAAAUUGUAAAAAAUGCACAUCAUUGCCACCAAUUGGGCAAUUACCAUCACUCAAAGACCUUUCGAUUGAAGGCAUGGAUAGCGUGAAGAAUAUAGGUGCGGAGUUUUAUGGGGAAAAUUGCCACCAAACUUUUAGAUCCUUGGUGACACUGUAUUUCAAGGGGAUGGGAGAAUGGGAGAACUGGAUUUCUUAUGGAGAAUUCCCACACCUGCAAAAGCUUUUUAUAGGAGAUUGUCCCAAGCUUUUGGGAAAGUUACCUAACCACCUUCCCUUACUAGAGAAAGUUGUGAUAUAUGGAUGUUGGCAGUUGGUAGUUUCGAUUUCAAGCUUUCCUGAGCUCUGCCAGGUUGAGAUUGAGAGAUCCAAAGGAGUGGUGCGUGGAGGUAAGGUUAACUUCAAAUCAUUAAAUUUCAUGUCUGUUUCUACAAUUUCAGAAUUCACUUCUCGAAUAAAAGGGUCUGAUAUGGAUGGGCUGACAAUGGUAGAGAAUUUAGCCAUUUUCAAGUGCAAGGAGUUGGCACAUUUGUGGACAGAUGAUGUGGGAUCACUGCCACAGCUCCCAUGUCUUCGUGUUUUGAAGCUUGAGGGUUGUACCAAACUAGUUUCUUUGGUGGCAGAAAAAGUAGAAGAGCAGCUGCAACUUGGAAUGCCAUCAAUGGUCAGAGAAAUCAAGAUCCAGAAUUGCAUUGUCCUAGAAUCCUUACCCAAGGCAAUGAUGUACAAUAACACAUGUCUGGAGUACAUUCAAAUUGUAAAAUGCGAUUCCCUAUUGUACUUUGCAAAAGUCCAGCUACCCCCAACUCUAAAGCGGCUAGAGAUAAUACAUUGCAAGAAUAUGCUGGUUUUGCUUAAUGGGGAUAACACUAAUUGCAGCAGCAACACCUCUCUUCUUGAGUACUUGUAUAUUGAAAAUUGUCCAUCCCUUAAAUCCUUGACCUCAAGCGGAGAAUUACCUGUAAGACUUAAACAAUUAAGUAUUCGCUAUUGUCAAAAGUUGGAGACAAUUGCAAAGAGGUUUGAGCACAACUCAUUUCUUGAAAUCAUUAGAAUCUCAAGUUGUGAAAGCCUCGUAUCAUUACCGACAGGAAUACUCAGCCUCUGCCAUAUAGAUGAGAUUGAUAUUUGUAAUUGUGCAACUCUUGUUUGCUUUCCAGAGGAAGAGUUGCUCACUGCCAACCUGAGAUUGCUUCAAAUUUCUGGCUGUGAGAAAAUGCAGGCCUUACCCAAUUGCAUACACCGCCUCGCCUCUCUUCAAGAAUUGCAAAUAAAGGCAUGUCCAGGAAUUCUGUUCUUUCCGGAAGAAGGAUUUCCCAUCAACCUAAGAUCACUUGUGAUAUCUGAUCUCAACAUCACUGAGGCCUUGUUUGAGUGGGGGUUGCAUCGGCUUACAUCUCUUAGCCGACUUGUCAUUAGUGGUGGAUGUCAGCACCUGACGUCCUUUCCAGAGAAGAAACUGCCAGCUGACUCUCUAACCAACCUCACCAUUGAACGCUUCCCGAACCUGGAAACCCUGUCUUCCGAAGGCUUUAGAAGCCUCACCUCUCUUGAGCAGCUACGUAUUGAAGAGUGCGGAAAGCUCACAUCAAUUCCUGAGGAUGGCCUGCCCUUCUCACUCUUGAAACUUAUUAUCUAUAAGUGCGAGAAGCUCACGUCCUUCCCCGAGAAUGGACUGCCUCUCUCACUCCAGCAACUUUCUAUUAACAGAUGUCCACUGCUAACUCUGCAAGGAAGAAAUCCCUUUGAUGAAAACUGAAUAUGCAUAUUUGCUCAUUAGUUCUUUUGGUUGUGACCUAAUUGCUGGUGUUGGAAUGGUUCUGCCGCUCCCGUUUCUUGCUGUUAUUCUUGAUAGUUUGUUGAAUGCUCUGACUAUUCUUGUUGGGGUAUGCCAUUCUUGGGGUAUUUAACUUGAGGGCAUGAGAAAGAAUAUCAUAUAUUGCUGAUCACUACAUAUUUGGCAAAUCAUUGGGAGCUGAAAAGAGAAGAAGCAACCUGCAACUUGAUUAGUUCAACACUCCCGACCCACACAACAAACCAGGAGGCAGGAGCAUUUUUAACUUUUUUUUCCCUAUAAUUCUUCAUCACACCCUCAAAGUUUGUUUUUCUUCCAUGGUUUUACUCUUUGCAUCUGUUCCUGAUCUGUAAUGGAAGGAUCAGCAAUAUAGGUUAGUCUCUGAUGGUUUUGUGACUUUCUCUGCAUAAAUAUGCCAAAUAUGUAAUAACAUCUUAUUAUGUUACUGCCAGACAAUAAAAUGGUGAGGUAUGGAAGUUAUUUGCA
Molecule: messenger RNA, 4985 nt
Organism: Carya illinoinensis
Lineage: Eukaryota; Viridiplantae; Streptophyta; Magnoliopsida; Fagales; Juglandaceae
Product: putative disease resistance RPP13-like protein 1
Exons: 2
Coding region: 351-4463 (1370 amino acids)
Biological process (GO): defense response to other organism
Molecular function (GO): ADP binding
Source: RefSeq, a predicted model, not a curated record